CCGUAAUCCGGUGUGAACAUAAGCCUGAGCCCAUGAGAGAAUCAUUCCGCUUGCGAGAUCCCGGGUGCCAAUCUGGCUACUGCCGAGCUAUUCAUAAUCGGGAAACACCCCAUUAAUACCAAAGACAAGACAAGAUGGGUCCAUGUAUCCGUUUACCGAGGAGAUGAGGAUGACAUCAUCAUCACCUGGUGGCCGUGAAAUGGGGGGCACCCAGGGGCCAAACGCAUCGUUGUUGAGACAGGGCUAAUCGAAGCGAUCCGGACGUCGGAGGGUCCUUCACAGGGCCCCAAUCAGCAGAAGCGUCCGAUGUCCGCCAGCGCACUUGAGCCCACACCCAGAUGUCCUGAGAGGAGAGUAAACUGACACACAUGUCUCGCGUGAUCUUCCCGCUCGGGUCUCCGAUUUCCCCGGAGUCCAGGUCACCAGAGAUCGCAUUGAAGAGCAGGGGCUGUCAGUGUAAAUCCGGAGAAGAUGGAGAUGAAACAAACUAACACGCAGUGCACAUGCCUGCAGCGCAAGAAGCACCGCGACUUCGUUGGCCUUUCACGAGGGUGUUGGCGCACCGCGUUGUCCGCUGCGCGCAUGUGACCGACAUGCAUAUUUCGAAAUGCUUUCAUAAUUGCAGCGAAGUCGGUCACACUGCCCCCCAAAAGUUCCUCCAAUGAAGGGUGGAUGAUAAUGAUGCCGUGUGUGCGAAAAGAAGGGCACCAGAGUGGAAGAAGAAUGACCCCAUUGAGACCCAUUGUGGACCCCCCGCCACCCGCAGUGUUGAAGCAGUGGUCUGUGCGCAGCGGGUGCGGGUCUAAUCACGAACUCGGCGACCGCAUAGGUAAGGGCCGCAUUCAUUUCUGGAAGGUUGGGCGCGAUUGAAUUUCGAAGCAGGGCGGUGUUGAGGGGCGUGACGAAACCGAAAGCGAAUGCCGAGGCCACGGCGAACCACGGCUGGGUGGUAGGAACCAAGGAACCUUCCUCGAAUGGAGGCACGUGGCCUUAGCUCCGUAUGACAAGGAUCCUGCGUGAUGGCAUCAAAUCCCUCUUUCCCUCUUAAGAGGUUGACCAGAAAAUGAAUUCCCCAGUGAUUCAUUGCGACUCGCGUUCUCUUCUCAAAACACUCCGCCGAUAUGUCUGGAUCUGCCCCGCUCUCCCCAGCUGCACUCCGACGUCUCAAAUGGCCUGCACCCCAUGCCUACACGCCUCCCAAUUCCGUCCCAUUCUACGACCCUGAGCUCUACCCACAUGGUGUGAUCAACCUCUCAAUCGCCGAGAACUCGCUGCUGAGCGAGCGCUUGAUUGAGCAUAUCUCCCGUCCACUGGUAUCAUUCCGGGGCCAGCAUCUCAGAUACAGGGCCACACUGAUCAAGACCGACCUGCAAACUGUCGAAGAUCUGCUGCCGGCAUACAUCAAUGACCACUUCGAGCCAAGAAUCCCGGUCACGAGGGAGAACUCGGUAGCCGGGCCCGGCAUCGGGGCCCUAUUGGCUCAGCUCGUCUGGGCGCUCGCAGGUCAAGGCGAAGGUGUCCUGAUGAGUGUCCCCUUUUACGACGACUAUUUCCGUGACAUAUCCCACCCGGCGCAGGCUCAGCUGAUUCGCGCUGAGAUCCCGGCGCACGUCGAUUCGCUCUCUGAAGACGUGUUGCCCCUGCUGGAGGCCAAGAUCAAGUCCAGCGGGCGGCUCGGCAUCCCGAUCAAAGCGAUGCUUAUUCCGAAUCCACAUAACCCCCUCCCGCAGGUCGUGCCCAAAGAGGUGAUCACGGGAUACGCGCUGCUGGCUGAGAAGUACGACAUCCAUUUGAUCGUCGACGAGGUCUAUGGGAUGUCGACGUUCCACGACUCGGCCUACCCGCCUGCAGUUAACGUCGCCUUCGAGUCGGCGCUGACAUACGACUUCUAUGCGAUCGGUGUGAAUCCAGCCCGGGUACAUGUGCUGGCGGGUCCGACGAAGGACUUUGGCGCCAGUGGUUUGAAAAUGGGACUUCUGGUAUCUCCGCACAACAUCCCGCUGAUGGAUCUGAUCCGUCCCCUGUUCAACGCGACGCCGAUCUCGUCUGCCAGCGACGCCCUGUUCUCCCGGGUCUUGAAAGACCGGGUGUUCGUCGAGCGCUUCCUGGAAGACAACCGCAUCGCACUGCGUGAAGCGUACGAGCUCGUCGCUGGCUGGUUGAUCUGGCACGGAUUGCACUUCACACGAGCGAACGCCGGGGUCUACGUUGUUGUCAAUUUCGAACCGUUCCUGAACCGGAUAUCCGACCAGGACAUGUUUCCGAUGGAGAAACUAGACCGUGGCGUCGCUGCUCUCAUCAAACAAGGUGUCUUUAUGAAACCGACAAACCUGAUGGGAGACCCUGUCCCUACUCGUUUCCGGCUCGUCUUUUCGCAGCCUAGGAGCUGGAUGUUGUUGGCGCUUCGACGCAUCGAACAAGCAUUCUCUGCUCCAGAAGCUCCUCUUCCCGGAAACAAGUUCUCGGGUUUAAAUGGAACCUAUAUGAACGGAGCUGGUGCCGGCAAUGGACGGCAUGUGUACGAUAGCGAGCCCUCGAGUGCUUCUGAGUCGGAGUGAGAUGGACAUAUAACGCGGACCGCCUCGUUCGAACUGAUGCCAUGGACAUACGGCGAACGUAGUCGAGUAGGAUAAACGGAAUCCUUGUAGCAAUAAGCUCUCACACUUGCAUCGCCUCAAUAUAUAAAGACAAAGAAUAGAUCAUUCAUAUUCUGC
Molecule: messenger RNA, 2714 nt
Organism: Mycena citricolor
Lineage: Eukaryota; Fungi; Basidiomycota; Agaricomycetes; Agaricales; Mycenaceae
Source: the annotation of a GenBank genome assembly